CUUGAACAAGUUUAUCAAGGUAAAGGUAUUACUAGAAGGAAGCCUGUUGUUUUCAGAAAGGCGGUUGUGUCUUCAUGCCGUGAUGAGAGUGAUGAUGGGUUCGCCGUUAUGACGAUAUUUCAAGGAAUUGCGCUGGUGUGGAGAAAUGUAGACAAGAAAUGGACUAGAAUAGACAUGGGUUAUGAUAAUUUUCUUGAUGUAAUUUAUCAUAAUGAAAAGUUCUUUGCUUUGAUGUCCACUGGUGUGACUGUAACUGUGGACUCUAAGUCUAUGACGGUUUCUCCGGUUGCUGGUCCACUGCAGAUUGAAAGUGUAUGGGUUUGGUCGUACUUAAUAAAGUCCUCCCAGGAUUUGUUUUUGAUUAUUAAGAGCUGGCCGUUCCAAAUUGAUCCAAUUGAAUUCAAGGUUUAUAAGCUUGACGAAGAGAAACGUGAAUGGGUUGAGGUGAUGGAUGGAUUGGAGGAUUCAGUGUUUUUUGUUGGUGAUGAUGCUUCAUUCUCUCUUUCUGCUGAAGAGUUCCCAGGAUGUAAAGGGAAUUGUGUUUAUUUCAAAGGUGGUCCCUUUGAAGUUACUGAUUGUCACCCUGGAACCGAUGGUGGGAUUAUUGACUUGAAGGAUGGAACAGUUGGAGGUCUCUCUGCUUUUCCAGGCUAUUCUAACAUCUUUUGGCCUAGACCAACUUGGGUGGAGAAGUGAUUCACCUUGUCUCCCUGCCGAAUUGUUUCAACUGUUGCUUAAAAUUUAAUUCCAAACGUAAGGAGCAC
This is a messenger RNA of Pistacia vera, 764 nucleotides long. RefSeq names its product F-box protein SKIP23-like. The record is from RefSeq and is a predicted model, not a curated record. Bases 109 to 696 code for a protein of 195 amino acids. NCBI's taxonomy places the organism in Eukaryota, Viridiplantae, Streptophyta, Magnoliopsida, Sapindales, Anacardiaceae. The transcript has 2 exons.